Molecule: messenger RNA, 1101 nt
Organism: Filobasidium floriforme
Lineage: Eukaryota; Fungi; Basidiomycota; Tremellomycetes; Filobasidiales; Filobasidiaceae
Product: mitogen-activated protein kinase
Exons: 11
Coding region: 1-1101 (366 amino acids)
Biological process (GO): cellular response to oxidative stress; protein phosphorylation; osmosensory signaling pathway
Cellular component (GO): cytoplasm; nucleus
Molecular function (GO): ATP binding; MAP kinase activity
Source: RefSeq, a predicted model, not a curated record
AUGGCCGAUUUCGUAAAACUUUCCAUCUUUGGAACCGUCUUUGAGGUUACCACCCGUUAUGUCGACCUCCAGCCGGUCGGUAUGGGUGCUUUCGGUCUUGUCUGCUCCGCCAAGGACCAGCUCGGAGGAACCGCCGUCGCCAUCAAGAAGAUCAUGAAGCCCUUCUCGACCCCCGUGCUGAGCAAGAGGACUUACCGAGAGUUGAAGUUGUUGAAGCAUUUGAGGCACGAGAACAUUAUCUCCUUGAGCGACAUCUUCAUCUCGCCUCUAGAGGACAUUUACUUCGUCACCGAGCUUUUGGGAACCGACUUGCACCGUCUCUUGACUUCGCGGCCGUUGGAGAAGCAGUUCAUCCAGUACUUCUUGUACCAGAUCUUGCGUGGAUUGAAAUACGUGCACUCGGCAGGUGUUGUCCACCGAGACUUGAAGCCUUCCAACAUUCUGGUGAACGAGAACUGUGACUUGAAGAUCUGUGAUUUCGGUUUGGCCCGUAUCCAGGACCCCCAGAUGACCGGUUACGUGUCGACGAGAUACUACCGUGCUCCCGAGAUCAUGUUGACCUGGCAAAAGUACGACGUCGCUGUCGACAUCUGGAGUACAGGAUGUAUCUUUGCCGAGAUGUUGGAGGGCAAGCCGUUGUUCCCCGGAAAGGACCACGUCAACCAAUUCUCGAUCAUCACCGAGCUCCUCGGUACUCCUCCCGACGAUGUCAUCCAGACCAUCGCCAGUGAGAACACCCUCCGAUUCGUUCAGAGCUUGCCCAAGCGAGAACGAGUACCGUUCAGCAAGAAGUUCACCAACGCCGACCCCUUGGCUCUCGAUCUGCUGGAAAAGAUGCUGGUCUUUGACCCCCGCAAGCGUAUCACCGCUACCGACGGUCUCGCUCACGAGUAUCUGGCUCCUUACCACGACCCGACCGAUGAGCCCUCCGCCGCUGAGGUGUUCGACUGGAGCUUUAACGAUGCCGACCUUCCCGUCGACACUUGGAAGGUGAUGAUGUACAGCGAGAUCUUGGACUUCCACAAUCUGGGUGACAUCAACGCCGAGGGUGCCGAGGGACCUGUGGCAGCGGACCUGCCUCCUCAACAAGCCGCAGCUUAA